UCUCCUGCAAAAGCAAUCAAUGGUGCCUAAGUUCCCAUGUGAUGGGCGACAUGUGCCCAAGCUUUCCUACAUCACUACUUCCGACCUUAAGAUAACUCCCCUCGUCAGGUCAACGCGCCUUGGAUGAAUUGAAUCAAGCUUAGCGGCAGUCGCUAGAAUACCUGGGAGUUAUCCUUUACCCUCGAUAGGAAUGACAGAGGCCAACAGUUCGACCGACAAAGACCCAAGUCGCGAUGGCUUCACGUUCACGAAAUGGCUUUUGAUUGAGCCAGGCUUCACGGUUACAUGGAGAGGCGGAGAUGGCUUCGUUCAGUUGACGAGGGACGGUAAGAGAAUUAAGCUUAGUACAGAUGGAAGCGACGACGAAGAGAAAUACACGAUUGCAACAGGAGAGUAUGUGGUUGUGCUAGACCGAUAUUACAAGAAAUCCUAGUUUUAUUCUACGUGGAACAACCUCUUAAACAGAUGCCUCCCAAUCUCGAAACAAAUUCUGAUGUCUAGUUUGUAAUCGCCGUUCUCAGUCGAAGUCACGUUGAGAACAUCUGAUAUCCCCCUUUGCUGUCCCCGCUAUACACAGCUGUCCUCCAUAGCCCUGAAAAGAUAUGAGCCAAACAUAAACUUUAAAUCUUCGAACGAUCCCGUGGUCUUAUCCACAGCUUGUCCUACAGAUGCGCAAACCUAUAAUGACAGCAGGAAAUCUUCCUCUACAGACGGCAGGGUAAGUCGAAUGGCAUCUGUUGCAUCAUUCUUUAAGGUCUCUUGCUUCCGUGUGCGGCUUUGCCUUAACCCUAUGAAGAGAUAGGUACCUAACACUUCCAGGGCGCUUGCUAUAUUGGGCCACCUAGCCUUGUAGUCAGACAGCGUAUUUUCUAUGCCGCGCAAUGCAGGGUUGUGUGUGUCAGCUGAUGUUGUCCUGUUGUGCAGCAGUGUAUUAAAUAUUGACUGGCGCCAUGUCCUAUGUGUUUCUAGCGAAUCUUUUUCUAAAAUGUAGCAGCUACACUCUUUAGGACGAGUGGUCUAUUGGCGCUAUGCUUAUAAGAAAGGAAACUUAGCGUUAUCUUGAAAUCGCACUUACUAACUAGGGCAGUAGCACAGUGCUUUGCAGAACAAGGUAUAAUCCUAAUGAAAGCUACUUUUUGCUCUCUGCUGUUCCUCUAUAGCACGUUGAGCUACUUUUUUGAAGAGGGCAGAGCUUUGACAUAAACUCGGGCGUUUUGUAAUGUUACUAACAGUAACAAACAUCCCUAUAGCAACUAGUUCAUCAAUCGUCAAACCUUUCCAGAAGGCUACUGCGGUUUGCUACUAACCAACGACAUGUUUCUUGCAGUAGUUUUCGC
Messenger RNA from Colletotrichum destructivum, 1337 nucleotides. RefSeq lists its product as uncharacterized. The transcript has 2 exons. The coding region runs from base 191 to 433 and encodes 80 amino acids. The record is from RefSeq and is a predicted model, not a curated record. NCBI's taxonomy places the organism in Eukaryota, Fungi, Ascomycota, Sordariomycetes, Glomerellales, Glomerellaceae.